Soboliphyme baturini is the source of this 201-nucleotide messenger RNA. Lineage: Eukaryota; Metazoa; Nematoda; Enoplea; Dioctophymatida; Soboliphymatidae. The record is from the annotation of a GenBank genome assembly.
AUGAUUUGCAGUGGCAGUGGUGAUGACAGUGGCGAUCGCAGUGAGACAGCUGGUCAGUUCGAUUCAGUUAGUCGGCGGCAAACGCUUUCGACCGCGGAUAAGUCGUGGGAUGUCGGUGGAUCUCAGUGGAUGCAGUUGCGUGAUGUCGGCGAACGAUUUGCGUUCGUCGCCCAGCUGUUGCGUGGUCUCAUCUCUCAUUGA